Messenger RNA from Rhizoctonia solani, 1575 nucleotides. RefSeq names its product cytochrome P450 family protein. The record is from RefSeq and is a predicted model, not a curated record. Gene Ontology annotation, molecular function: oxidoreductase activity, acting on paired donors, with incorporation or reduction of molecular oxygen; monooxygenase activity; heme binding. Bases 1 to 1575 code for a protein of 524 amino acids. Lineage: Eukaryota; Fungi; Basidiomycota; Agaricomycetes; Cantharellales; Ceratobasidiaceae. The transcript is spliced from 11 exons.
AUGUCACUUUCGUCUAUACUAUUCCAAUGCAUGCUGGGCUAUAUACUAGUCUCGACUGUCAUUAGAUGGACUAAAUUUCGUCGAGCUCUUGUUCAGAUCAACAACUAUCCUGGGGAACGGGUUGUAUUCGGGUUUGCCUCGCUCUUGGGAAACAUUCUUCCUUAUAUACCGUAUAUUUCCCCAGGAUCCGGUCACUCGUGGCGUACCAAGUAUCAAGUAUUCGACAGGCUAGGAACUGACAUCUAUGGAGGAGCAUCAGUAUUCCCUCCAAUGUCAUAUUUCGUGGUUUCGGAUCCCGCUGCAGUCAAACACGUAUCGUAUUCUCGCAACGGCUUUGUUAAAAAUACCGAAUCCUACAAAAUAUUAAUGGGGUUUGGGAGUAACCUCCUUGUAGUUGAAGGAGCAGAGUGGAAAAGACAAAGGCGAAUAGCGGCGCCAGCAUUUUCUGAUAAGAACAAUCGUUUAGUGUGGGACACGGCCAAAGAAUUUGUUCAGCAGAUGAUCAAUACUUGGAAACCCAAUGAGCGCACCAUUACAGCCGACGUUGGCGAAGAGGUUUCUCUACCGCUGUCACUUUGUGUGAUAGCCAAAGCCGGGUUUGGUCAAGAUGUCUCAUGGGGAUCCGACCCGAUUCCGACCGGGCAUAAACUCUCUUUUAAAGAUGCACUUUCGACAGCAUCCAAGACAAUGCAUUAUCCGCUGAUGAUACCCAACUGGGCUUGGGGGCUCAGAAGAAAAUGGAGCGACGCAAAGCAAGCCCACGACCAAUUGAGAUCAUACUUGAAAGAAAUGAUUUCAACGCGAAGAACGCUCAAGGAACAACAAAUACGUGAAAUUAUCAACAGCAGAUACGACCUGUUUAGCCAAUUAAUUUCCGCUCGAGAUGAAGAUGAUAUGCUCACUGAGGACGAACUUAUUGGGAAUGUAUUCAUAUUUAUGAUUGCGGGACAUGAAACCACUGCGCAUACCCUUGCAAUUAUAUUGAGUAUGUUAGCGCUCUAUCCCGAAGUCCAGGCAAAGCUUGCCCAGCAAGUUCAGCAGCUUGAACGAGAACACGGGAAUCUUACAUAUAGCCAUAUUCAGCUGCUCACGUAUGCGAUGGCUGUGGUUUACGAGACCUUGCGUCUGUUUCCUAUGGUGGCCUUCAUGCCAAAGAAAUCGGCCGCCGACACGAAGCUCACGGUUGGAUUUCCGCCCAACACCCAGACUAUUCAGGUUCCGGCUUCAACUCAGAUAUUUGUUUAUUCUACCGGUCUACACUAUCACCCUGGCUAUUGGGAAAAUCCGGAGGAGUUUGACCCCGAGCGGUUCAUGGAUCCACACUGGAACCGCGACGCAUUUAUAGCAUUCUCUCUUGGUCCACGGGCGUGUAUCGGUCGAAGAUUUGCUGAAACGUCGUUGGUUGCCGAGCUCGUUACCUUGAUUUCUAAGUACAGCGUCGCUGUGGAUAACACUCGGUUCAAGCAUAUAGAAGGAGAGUCGAUUGUAGAACGGCGCUCGCGGCUAAUACGCCCGGAGAUACGGUUGACACUGAGUCCAGCUGCUAUUCCAUUGAUGUUCUCGCCGAGGGUCUAG